GACCUGCUAAACGCAUGAGCGAUGUCCGUGAAUCCGAACGUCCAGUGUUAUCCGUUUACUUCAGUGCUGAUAGCGACCAAUAGAUGAGUGAGAACUUUGAAGCGUCUGCUGACCUAGGCAGGUUUUUCUUGUAUAUAUAGGCGGCUUUGUCAAAGCCCUGAGGGCAUCCUUCCCGUGUUUCCACAAUACUUCAAACUUGUAGACCGGUGGUUUCUACUGUUUGCAAACUCGUUGGCAGCUUUUUGACACGAGUCGCAUUUGGCUUUUUCGUCCCUUCCGUUCUUAUCUCUCCCGACGACUCCCACUUACCUUAUCGAAACUCAUUAUCAUCAUGGCGACGUUCGGAAAAGCAACGUUCGACGCUGCUAUAUAUGCGUCGUUUAGACCGACGUAUCCGCGUUCGCUGUUUGACUUUAUCUUCCGCUAUCACGAAGGUGCGAAAGGCGCGAGAUGGGACAGGGCUGUUGAUUUGGGGUGUGGAACUGGCCAAGCAACCGUCGAGCUGACGCCGUUCAAGAAAGUCACGGGUGUAGAUCCGAGUGCGGGUAUGAUCGCGAGCGCGCGCGAGGCGCUCGAAGCGCAGCACAUCUCGACCGGGCAGUUCGAUUACGUGCAGUCUGGAGCGGAGAAGCUCGGUUUUUUGGAAGACGGGAGUGUGGACCUGAUGAUCGCCGCGCAAGCAGGUCAUUGGUUUGAUUGGUCAAAGAUGUGGCCCGAGGCUGCGCGUGUGUUGAGGAAAGGCGGAAGUGCUGCUUUUUGGAUAUACUCAGAAUUUAGGUUCUCUCAAUACCCAGCCUUGACGCCGCUCAUCAACCAGUACGCUCAAGGUAGCGACCCUGUCAACUCGCUGGGACCGCAUUGGCAGCAGCCGGGACGGUCGAUCCUCGAGAACCACCUCGUUGAGGUGCCCGAAGCGAAUGCUGUCGUACCGGGCCAAUUCUGCGACUUUGAGCGCGUGUUCUUCACCGGCUCACACUACCCCGAGCUCGCCUCUCCACGCUCAGUCAUCCUGCGCAAGAAGAUGAGCUGGGACGACCUGCUGUCAUAUCUCCACACAUGGAGCUCUCUGCACACCUUCCACGAGCGGAACCCGGAGGAUAAGCAGCGCCCGGAAGGCGAUAUUGCGCUUCGGUUCUGGAGGUCUCUUAUGGAGCAUGCGCAGAAGGAGGAGGGGACGGAGGUGCAGGGGAAGGACGAGGUGGAGAUCGAGUGGCCGUUGGCUGUGAUGAUGGUGAAGAAGGCGUAGGAGGUUCAAGGUUGGCUUGUCGUGCAUAUGUUGUCGUUCUAUAUGGGCUUAUACAGUUAUUAUUCGUCAAAGUGUCAUAUCGAUGCAUCCGUAAGUUGUUGUCGCUCUCACCACCAUUUUCUGGCGAAGUUCACUCGCAAAAAAAAACCCCAAAAGUUUUCUAUACAUAAUGUGUUCUACUAGUUACAAAAUUGCUUUUUUGUAUACUAACUUGGGGACAUAUUUAUGGCUUUUGAGUCCCUACGACAAAGUCCCCACCUCAUCUUUGGUGAGGAUUCUUGCGUCC
Messenger RNA from Serpula lacrymans var. lacrymans S7.9, 1532 nucleotides. RefSeq lists its product as uncharacterized. The record is from RefSeq and is a predicted model, not a curated record. Lineage: Eukaryota; Fungi; Basidiomycota; Agaricomycetes; Boletales; Serpulaceae. Gene Ontology annotation, molecular function: S-adenosylmethionine-dependent methyltransferase activity. The coding region runs from base 332 to 1246 and encodes 304 amino acids. The transcript has 6 exons.